Molecule: messenger RNA, 2174 nt
Organism: Suillus fuscotomentosus
Lineage: Eukaryota; Fungi; Basidiomycota; Agaricomycetes; Boletales; Suillaceae
Product: gamma-glutamyltranspeptidase
Exons: 11
Coding region: 169-2043 (624 amino acids)
Biological process (GO): glutathione catabolic process
Cellular component (GO): plasma membrane; fungal-type vacuole
Molecular function (GO): glutathione gamma-glutamate hydrolase
Source: RefSeq, a predicted model, not a curated record
UUUCCAUCAUAAGGUGCGAAUAUGGUAUCGUGUGGCAACGAAGCACAGAAUCCACACACCAGGCCUGCGGGUAGCCGAAGGUCGACGACAACUUGAUGUCUACUUCCGGGUUCCGGUCACCUUCAUUACCAUAAGAUAAAGGGUUCAGUCGACUUGGUUUUCAACUUUAUGGAUUACAGGAAACGAGUAUCACCAUUACCCACCGUAGAAGAUGCCCCUCCGGUGGAUAGUUUCAAGCAACCAUUUGAUUCUACUGAAGCCGAGCUCCCGCUUUACCUGUAUACGAAGGAACCGAAAGGUCGACGUAGAUGGCAGAGGGGUGCAUUCGUUGCCUUACUUGCUAUUUGUCUAGCGACGCUUCUGCUACAGAGAUACCAACCUCACCCGCACCUACUCACCCGACCCCGCACACAAACCCGUAAUCCUGCCUAUCUCAUAGAGGCUGAACACGGUGCCGUUGCUUCCGAGAAUAAACGGUGUUCAGACAUUGGUGUUACCGUCUUGAGGGAAGGAGGAAAUGCUGUCGACGCCGCUAUCAGUGCUGUUUUCUGUGUUGGUGUGGUCAACAUGUUUUCCUCGGGCAUAGGUGGAGGGGGAUUCAUGACAGUUCGCAUUCCACCCUCGUCUGAGGGUGGUAGUUCGGAAGUAUAUACCAUUGAUUUUAGAGAAACUGCGCCAGCCUUGGCAAAUAGUACCAUGUACGCGGAUGAUCCAGCUGCUGCGCGAUGGGGUGGAUUAGCAGUUGGUGUUCCCGGUGAAGUCCGUGGACUCCAGGAAGCACAUGAACGCUGGGGGAAAUUGCCAUGGACUAGACUCGUGCAGCCAAGCAUAGAUCUUGCUGCUGGAUGGGCGGUUGAUAAAGAAUUAGCGCGACGUUUGCAGAUGUUUGCAAGACUCAUACUUCCUAAAGAAGACUGGAGAGCUAUUUUCGCUCCAGAGGGACGUAUGCUGUUUGAAGGCGAAACUAUUAGACGGACGAAUUACUCACGCACACUUGCUACUAUCGCAUCCGAAGGACCCAAUGUGUUCUACAAGGGCCCCAUAGCUGACUCAAUCAUCCGCAAGGUACAAGCCACUGGAGGAAUAAUGACUAAUGGAGAUCUGGAGAAUUACACUGUGAAGGUGGAUCACGCUCUCCAAGGAACGUAUCGUGAUAAGAAAGUGUACACUAGCUGCGCACCAACUUCAGGACCCGUGCUUCUUCAUAUUUUGAACCUAUUAGAACGCUACGAUUUUAUCGGCGAAGGCCGAACUGGCUUGAAUAUUCACCGCUUUAUAGAGGCAUUGAAGUUCGGUUUUGCAGCUCGCACAAAAAUUGGUGACUUGGCAUAUGUCACCAAUGGAACAGCUCGCGUCGCCGAAAUCUCCACGAAAACCUAUGCAGAUGCUGUAGCGCUUAAUCUCACUGAUGAUCGUACGCAUACCCCCGAAUACUAUAAUCCAGAGUUUGACGUCAAGAUUGAUCAUGGAACAAGUCAUACAUCUGUGCUCGACAAGGACGGAAUGGCCGUAGCAUUGACGACCACGGUGAAUCUCGUAUUUGGUUCCAUGGUGCUCGACCCUGAAACCGGCAUUAUUCUGAACGAUGAGAUGGACGAUUUUUCGGUUCCAGGAAGACCUAAUGGUUUUGGCCUCUUGCCUUCACCAUAUAAUUACCCCGAGCCCGGGAAACGCCCCCUAUCCUCAACAACGCCCACGAUAAUCGAAAACCUCGACGGCUCCUUCUACCUCUCCGUCGGCGGAUCAGGUGGUGGCCGAAUUUUUGGCGCAGUCCUGCAAGUCAUUCUCAACCUCGAUUGGGGAAUGGAUGUCAGCGCUGCGAUUGAAAACGGGCGCGUCCACGAUCAACUAUACCCACUCGAAGUAGACGCCGAUGAGAUCGUGCCUGUCGCCAUACUGAACUCGCUGAUCGAACGGGGACAUAAUAUCACAGUGUCGAAGAUUGAUCGUGUGGCUGCUGUUGUGCAGGCGGUAGUGAGUAUGGAUGGCAGGAUUUUUGCGGCUAGUGAUUCGAGGAAGAAUGGUAUCGCCGCGGGGUAUUAAGCCCGUGCCUCCUGCGGUCCGAUGACCGGUGUCCAGUACGUACCUUAGCGAGCAAGUCAAUCAGUGUGUCCUUUGUUGAAUUUACGCCAUGUCUCCUGUAUAAAAUUAAAUCCAUCACCAAGUCUAUUGUU